This is a messenger RNA of Scedosporium apiospermum, 870 nucleotides long. RefSeq names its product Acetylxylan esterase A. Bases 1 to 870 code for a protein of 289 amino acids. The transcript has 3 exons. NCBI's taxonomy places the organism in Eukaryota, Fungi, Ascomycota, Sordariomycetes, Microascales, Microascaceae. The record is from RefSeq and is a predicted model, not a curated record. Gene Ontology annotation, cellular component: extracellular region. Gene Ontology annotation, molecular function: hydrolase activity.
AUGCUGUUCCAUACUAUUGUUGCUGGUCUUCUGGCCUCCGUGGCCAUGGCCGCCCAGUUGCAGCAGGUCACUUAUCCUGCUGCUCCUCAGUCUCGGGCUACUAUGUGGGUCUACGUCCCGGACAACGUCGUCGAGAACCCUCCCCUCGUCGUCGCCAUCCACUCCUGCCAAUCCUCCGCCCAGAACUACUUCCAAAAUGCCAAAAUUCCCUGGCACCAGGGCUCGGACCGUAAGGGCUACAUCACCGUCUGGCCCAGCAGCUCCACCGAAUGCUGGGACGUGUCGAGCCGGCAAUCUCUCGUGCGCGACGGCGGGGGUGAUUCCACUGCCAUCGGCAACAUGAUCAAGCAUGCUAUCGAGACGUACAAGAUCGACAAGGAUCGUGUUUUCGUUACGGGUGGUAGCUCUGGAGCUAUGAUGUCCAACGUCCUCGCCGCAACCUACCCAGACAUCAUCAAAGCCGUAUCCCUCUACUCCGGCGUCCCAGCCGGCUGCUUCGUCUCCGCCUCCGGCGGCGUCGCCCAAUGGAACAACACCUGCUCCGGCGGCCAAUCCCACGCCUCCGCCGAGCAGUGGGGCGACGUCGUCCGCGCCAUGUACCCGGACUACGACGGCCCUCGCCCGCGCAUGCAGAUCUGGCACGGCAGCGUCGACACCACCCUCAGCUCUAACAACUACCAAGAGACCAUCAAGCAGUGGACCAACGUCUUCGGGCUGCCCGAGAAGCCUGUAGAGGAGAUUCAGAAUUAUCCGCAGGCGAACUAUGUGACGCAGAAUUUUGGGGAGGGCGUGCAGGGGAUUUGGGCGGUUGGUGUGGGGCAUUCAGUGCCGUCGAACUUGACGGCCAGUGAGGAGUGGUUUGGGUUGUAA